AUGGAAUGGUGGGGCUUCAAGAGGCGAUUGAUAUUUUCACUAGAAACAAUUAAACAAUUUCUUUCUUUCUCUUUAUUUUCUCUUUUAACAAGUUUUCGCCUGAAAUGCCACGAUUCCUCCUUGAUUUUUCCCCGUUCAUACUCUUUUUUUUCAUCGUUUUUUCUUCUUUUUUUCUUCUUCUUUUAUCUUGACUUGCACACCACGUUUCGUCUCUUUAACUCUCUCUGCACAUGCGAUAGGGUCAGUCAUUAUUCUUCUGGGGUUCAGUCUUUCUUUGUGCUCAGCCUACUCUACCCUUACAUUGCUAUCUAUCCACCACUACCACCAUCCGUUGUCUUUUCGCCUUAUUUCCUUCUUUCUUUCGUCUCUUUUCUUUCAUUCUUUCUUCACUUAGUCUUAUUCUCUCAUCUGCAUGACACGCCUUUCUUCUUUCGUUCGCCAAUCCAUUUAUUUGUUCACACAUUCAAUUUCAUUUAUCAAUUCACGAAAGCUCAAUAUCGAAACUCUUUCGCCUUAACAUCAGCUCCAAACUCUUGUCAGCUCUUGAAGAUUUAUUCCUUACUCUCUAUUUUUUUUCUCUUUCUUAACAAGUCUUCGCUUGAGAUACCUUGA
Messenger RNA from Acanthosepion pharaonis, 612 nucleotides. The record is from the annotation of a GenBank genome assembly. NCBI's taxonomy places the organism in Eukaryota, Metazoa, Mollusca, Cephalopoda, Sepiida, Sepiidae.